UCCUCCAGUUCCGCUUCGCCAGAGUGCUGUAAACCCGGUCUCACGUGUAUGCCGGCAACUUUCGGACCCCCCGGACCCCGCGGGCCGGACGUCGCCGACUGGACCUCGGUUCGAUUCGGAGGACGGCCGUGGAGCCGGAGCGCGUGGGGUCAGGGCGGAGGUCCAGCGGAGCUCCCAUGGACGGCUGACCGGUGUCCUCCCGACCUGGGUCGGUCUUUGACCCGUGUCGCCGCAGGGUGGCCCAUGUCUCUUGUUUGUGAUCAUGGAUUCUUGAAAAUGUCGGUUGUGGGGCUCAAGCGAUAGUUCAACAGGACACUGCCGAUUUUACUGGAGCCACUGGUAUGGAGAAAGUGAAUAAGUCAUUUGGCUGGGAACCAGUGUCAUUCAGGGAUGUGGCUAUACAGUUUACUCGGGUGGAGUGGGAAUGCCUGGACCCAUCCCAGCGGACUUUGUACAGGAAUGUCAUGUUGGAGAACUAUGGACACCUCGUUUCCUUGGAAUAUGGUAAAACCUUUCAUGUGUAUUCACAUCUUAGUGUACAUCAGAAAAUGUAUUCUGGUGAGAAACCUUACAAAUGUGAGGAAUGUGGCAAGGCCUUUAAUUGGAAUUCACAUUUUACUGUCCAUCAGAGAAUUCAUUCGGGUGAGAAACCUUUCAAAUGUGAGGAAUGUGGCAAAGCCUUUAAUAAUACUUCAUCUCUUACUGUACAUCGAAGAAUUCAUUCUGGUGAGAGAUCAUAUGAAUGUAAAGAAUGUGGCAGGGCCUUUAAUUCAAAGUCACAUCUUACUGCCCAUCAGAGACUUCAUUCUGGUGAAAAACCUUACAAAUGUGAAGAAUGUAGCAAAGCCUUCUAUAGGCAUUUUCACCUCACUGUCCAUAAGAGAAUUCAUUCUGGCGAGAGACCUUACAAAUGUGAAGAAUGUGGCAAAGGGUUUUAUGUGAAUUCCUCUCUGACUCAGCAUCAGAAAAUUCACUCUGGCGAGAAACCUUACAAAUGUGAAGAAUGUGGCAAGGCCUUUAAUCGGAAUUCAUAUCUGACUGUCCAUCAGAGGAUUCAUUCUGGUGAGAGACCUUACAAAUGUGAAGAAUGUGGCAAGGGGUUUUAUGCGAAUUCAAACCUUACUGUCCAUCAGAGGAUUCAUUCUGGCAAGAAGCCAUACAAAUGUGAAGAGUGCGGCAAGAUAUUUAUUCAGUAUUCACAGCUUACCAAACAUCAGAAAAUUCAUGAUGGUAAGUGACUUUACAACUCUGAAGGAUGCGGCAAGUCUUUUUGGUUUUUUUGUUUUGUUUUGUUUUGUUUUUUUGUUUUUUGGGGUCACACCCAGCGAUGCACAGGGGUUA
Molecule: messenger RNA, 1341 nt
Organism: Sorex araneus (European shrew)
Lineage: Eukaryota; Metazoa; Chordata; Mammalia; Eulipotyphla; Soricidae
Gene: ZNF519
Product: zinc finger protein 519
Exons: 5
Coding region: 342-1238 (298 amino acids)
Biological process (GO): regulation of transcription by RNA polymerase II
Molecular function (GO): DNA-binding transcription factor activity; RNA polymerase II cis-regulatory region sequence-specific DNA binding
Source: RefSeq, a predicted model, not a curated record